Doryrhamphus excisus (bluestripe pipefish) is the source of this 3345-nucleotide messenger RNA. Its product is annotated as kinesin-1 heavy chain-like. Gene Ontology annotation, biological process: microtubule-based movement. The record is from RefSeq and is a predicted model, not a curated record. Lineage: Eukaryota; Metazoa; Chordata; Actinopteri; Syngnathiformes; Syngnathidae. Gene Ontology annotation, molecular function: microtubule motor activity; ATP binding; microtubule binding.
GGAUGCCGACCUCCCCAAGAUGGCCGUGUGUCAGAGAGGACUACUUGACCGAGCCUCCAGGAAGUGGUCCAUCGGCUGUGCUGUAGAGGCGCGGCCUCCUCUCAGCCCUAACUGCACGACGCUGCUCUGCAGCCCUCCAAGGCGGCGGAGAUGGCCAACCCGGCGGAGUGCAACCUGAAGGUGGUGUGCCGCUUCAGGCCACUGAACAGCUCCGAGGUGGCCCGAGGAGACAAAUACAUCCCAAAGUUCCAGGGGGAGGACUGUGUGCAGAUAGCGGGUAAACCCUACUACUUUGACCAUGUAUUCCAGUCCAGUACAACUCAGGUCCAGUUCUACAAUGCUGUGGCUCAGAAGAUUGUCAAAGAUGUGCUCGGCGGCUACAACGGCACAAUAUUUGCCUACGGGCAGACAUCUUCUGGUAAAACACACACAAUGGAGGGCAAACUUCACGACCCGGACAUGAUGGGAAUCAUUCCUCGAAUCGUGGAGGACAUCUUUAAUUAUAUUUAUUCCAUGGAUGAGAACCUGGAGUUUCACAUCAAAGUUUCUUAUUUUGAAGUCUAUUUGGACAAAAUUCGGGACCUGCUGGAUGUGACAAAGACCAACCUUUCGGUUCAUGAGGACAAAAACAGAGUCCCAUACGUGAAGGGGUGUACUGAGCGCUUCGUGUGCAGUCCUGAUGAGGUCAUGGACGCCAUCGAUGAAGGCAAAAACAACAGAAGCGUGGCUGUCACAAACAUGAACGAGCACAGUUCCAGGAGUCACAGCAUCUUCCAAAUCAACAUUAAGCAGGAGAACACUCAGACGGAACAGAAACUCACCAGCAAACUCUACCUUGUCGAUUUGGCCGGCAGUGAAAAAGUGGGUAAAACUGGAGCAGAGGGUACGGUGCUGGAUGAAGCCAAGAUGAUCAACAAGUCCCUGUCUUCACUUGGGAAUGUCAUUUCAGCAUUGGCCGAAGGUUCGACAUAUGUGCCAUACAGGGACAGUAAAAUGACCAGGAUCCUGCAGGACUCCUUGGGAGGGAACUGUCGGACCACCAUGGUCAUCUGCUGUUCCCCUUCCUCCUACAAUGAUGCGGAAACCAGGUCCACGCUCCUGUUUGGACAAAGGGCUAAGACCGUCAAGAACACGGUCACUUUGAACGUGGAGCUGACAGCAGAGCAGUGGAAGAACAAAUACGAGAAGGAGAAAGAGAAGAACAAGACGCUGAGAAGCACAGUAACCUGGCUAGAAACUGAACUGAACCGCUGGCGGAGUGGUGAAAGUGUGCCAGUGGAGGAACAGUUUGACAAGGAAAAGGCCAAAGCGGAGGUCCAAAGUCUGGAUGUUGCCUUCAAUGACAAGACAACCGCCUCACCCGCACACAGCGCACUUCCUGGCAUCACACUCGCACAUGCUGAUACGGCACAAUACGGGGCAGAGAUGGCCAAGCUUUACAAGGAGCUGGAUGACAAGGAUGAUGAAAUUAACCAGCAGUCUCAGUUGGUGGAGAAAAUUAAGGAGCAGAUGUUGGACCAGGAGGAGCUCCUCGCGUCAUCCCGCCGCGACCACGACAACCUGCAGACGGAGCUGAACCGACUGUUAUCGGAGAAUGAAGCUUCCAAGGAGGAGGUGAAGGAGGUGUUGCAGGCUCUGGAGGAGUUGGCUGUUAACUACGACCAGAAAAGUCAGGAAGUCGAGGACAAAACAAAAGAGUUUGAAGCUCUCAGUCAGGAACUGAAUGAAAAAUCUAGCUCCUUAGCCUCUAUUGACUCAGAGCUCCAGAAGCUGAAGGAGAUGACCAACCACCAGAAGAAGAGGGUCACAGAGAUGAUGUCAUCAUUACUCAAAGAUCUCGCAGAGAUAGGCCUUGCAGUGGGAAGCAACGACAUCAAGCAACACGAGAACAGCAGUCUCAUUGACGAGGAGUUCACGGCGGCUCGACUCUACAUCAGCAAGAUGAAGUCGGAGGUAAAAACGAUGGUGAAACGCAGCAAACAACUGGAGAGCUCCCAGGCGGACAGCACCCAGAAGAUGGAGGAGACCGAGAGGGAGUUAACUGCCUCCCGGCUGCGUGUCUCUCAGCAUGAAGCUAAAAUAAAAUCCCUGACAGACUGCCUCCUCAACGUGGAGCAGAAGAAAAGACAGUUGGAAGAAAACGUGGACUCUCUCAAUGAAGAAAUAGUUAGGAUCCGAGCACAAGGGAACGUCCAUGUCAUGGAAAAGGAGAAUGCGAUCCAGCCGGUCAAUGAAGUUAAGGAAGCUGUGGAGAAGCAGAUCUUAUCUCACAGAGAAGCCCAUCAGAGGCAACUGAGCAACCUGAGAGACGAGCUGGACAACAAGGAGAAGCUGAUCCACGAACUGCAGGAUUUGAACCAAGAGAUCAUGCUGGAGCAAGAGAGGCUCAGAGUGGAGAACGAGAAGGUCAAAGCAGCCGAACAGGAGAAGAGUCGUCUGCUCCAGGAGCUCACGCUGCAGCAGGACAAGCAGGAGCAAACCAGGCAGGACCUGAAGGGAUUGGAGGACACUUUGUCCCGUGAGCUACAGACACUUCACAACCUCAGACGUCUUUUCGUCCAAGACCUUGUCGGCCGAGUCAAGAAGAAUGCACAGAUGAGCUCAGAGGAAAGAGAAGUCAGCAUUGCCCAGAGACGCAAGAUCUGCAUUCUGGAAAACAACUUGGAGCAGCUUACCAAAUCUCACAAACAGCUGAUACAGGAAAACACCGACCUUUGUUCCGAGAUCCCGAAAAUGGAGAAGCGGCUGCGGACCACAGCCGAACGUGUGAUAGCCCUGGAGAACGCUCUGAAGGAGGCCAAGGAGAUUGCAGCCCGUGAGCGGCAACAACACCAGCAAGAGGUUGAGCGCAUGAAGGACGCCCAAAUCAAGCCCAAAAACAUGGGAAGGAGGGGCUCUGCUCAGAUAGCCAAACCCAUUCGACCAGGACAGCUCCCUGGUGCCUCCCUCUUGAACCCUAAUGGAAACAGGUCCAACCUCAUCCACAACUAUGGUGGUAUCAAGGAAGAUGGUGACAGCGCUUGAAGUUCAGCUGAGCCAAAGCAAGAAAAUAAAGCCUCAGACACAUUCAUUCUUCUGACUCUUCAAUCAAAGUGUACAUUGGCGCCGCAGUUUAUCAUCUUUUUAGCUUUUAUUAAAAAAAAAAGACUCAAGUUUUGUUAUCACAUACAGUACAUGGUGCUUUGUUAUGAAUUUAAAUGUAACAUAACAUGAAUUAGACCAUUACUUUAUUGUAGCAUGCCAUGUGCAUUUAUUUUGCCAUUUGGUGUAAACAAACAAAUUUAAAUUUCCACAAUGGAUUUGCAGAUAUUGCAUUUAUGUAUUCCAUGAUAUGGAUCAAUCUGU